Messenger RNA from Etheostoma spectabile (orangethroat darter), 2357 nucleotides. RefSeq names its product coiled-coil domain-containing protein 114. Gene Ontology annotation, cellular component: axoneme. The coding region runs from base 606 to 2183 and encodes 525 amino acids. Lineage: Eukaryota; Metazoa; Chordata; Actinopteri; Perciformes; Percidae. Gene Ontology annotation, biological process: outer dynein arm assembly; cilium movement. The transcript has 15 exons. The record is from RefSeq and is a predicted model, not a curated record.
CCCAUGACCUAGCUAACGCUAACGUUAAAAAAAAACAACCUAGCUAGCUAGCUAGCUAGCUAUCUAUGUUAGCUAAUUAAAGUUGGUAUAGUUUACUUAGCUAGCUAACUACCCAACAUAGACGGCAAAUAAUCAUUAUCUUGAUAAAUCUUGAUUUCUCUCUAAAUCGCUCGAACUUCUUUUUAACAUUUUUUCCUCCUGUUACAGUAGCUAACCUAACCUAAACCACUUAAGCCAGCUAACUAAACAAUGCUAGCUAAUUCGGUUAGUUAUUAUAAAUUAACGAUUGCUAGCUAACGUUAUCUCAGUUUGGCUAGCUAAUGUUGACUACAACAACAGUAGCUAGCUGACGCUAGUUUCUUAAAUACCAUUUAACACUAACGUUAGCUAAUGCAGAUUUCUUAUUUGUGGCUAACAACCAAUAAGUAGGCUAACGUUUAUUACAAUUUAGCUAACGCUAGUUCCCUAACAUUACUUGUCAUUUUCACUUUAUAGCUAACGUAACUGACGCUAGUUGCUUAGAUACCAUUUAACACUAACGUUAGCUAAUGCAGAUUUCUUAUUUGUGGCCAACAACCAAUAAGCGGAUCAUAACAUAAUUCAAUAUGAGUCGUCGAUCAUCUGCUGUCAGGAGUCUCGAUUUUUCGGAAACCGACCUGAACAAACUGCAGCUGCAUCAUCUUAGAUCAGAGGGGGCCAAGCGGGCAUACACUGAGAAAAUCCAAGGCCUCAUCUUCAGAGACAAACGGGAGAUCCAGAGGCUCCAGGAUGAACGUGAAGAGCUUUUACUCAGUCUCAAAGCCUCUCAGAGUUGUUCUACUCGUUGGACUGAUACUUGUGUUGUUCAAGACCUUACUUCCAAGUUGGCCUGUGGAGACGGGAUAGAUGAAGAGCUGGAAGCAGAAAAAGGCAAAGUGGCAUCUUUGAAAGAGCAGAUUUUAAUAUGGGAGAGGAAGUUGGCAGGACAGAAGACUGGUGGGGGAACUACACAUCACAGUAGGAAAUCUGAUAAGAGCAACUUACUAAAAAACAUCUGCUUAAUAGAAAACAAACUGUACAGGGGUCGCAAAUGCUUCAAUACUACAAUGACCAGGAAUAUCAAGUUGAGGGAGGAGCUCAAGAUACUGCAGGUUGAGAAGAAACAGUUCCUACAUGUUCAAACUCGGCUGGAAAAGAAGCUGCAUGCAAUUCGCAAGGAUAUUUGUAAUCUCAUGACGAAGUGCACUGAAGCCUUCAAUGCCAGUGUGAAGAGCCAUGAAAAACAGAGGAUGCUGGUGGACCAGAAUGCUAAAGAUGUGGCUCAGUACAUCCAAGAGAGGAGCAAGUUGAAUCGAGGAAUGUCUCAUUACUGCAAAUUUGAGGUUUUCCUAGGUAUUAAGGCUAUUGCACGCAACAACCAGGACACAGACCACAACAAAGUGAAGCUCAAGCAACUAGAGUCUAAGGAAUUUGGGCUGGAAGAUUUUGUGGAUGCUAUCAAAAAGAUCCUCACAGAGACGAAGGAAAGUGACCUGGACAAACUAGUCAGGAACUUCAUACAAAUGGAGGAGCAGAACUACACUUUUUGGGAAUUUGUCAACUAUCAGCAAAAUGAAGCAGAGACCAUUCAGAGUCAGAUCUCUCAGCUUUGCAGUGAGAGAGAGAUCUUUACAGCUGAGGAGCAGCGGCAGCAGGAGCAGCAUCAGGGUCUUCAGAUGAAAAUUUCCAUCAAGCAAGAGGCAAUCGAGCAACAGCUGGCAGUUUAUCAACAGCAUGUUGAGUUUUUUGAAAAGCUCCUCGAUCAGCUCAAAGAAGGUGUUAAAUCAUUGUGCCAGAUCAGCAAUGACAGUGCUGUGAAUUGCGACCAGCUGGGCUCCGCUGUUGGAGUCCAGGAUGAAAACAUCGUAGAGUACCUGAGAAGGGCGGAGAACAGAGUCAAUGAGCUUCUCACGCUGCAGUCCUUUCUUCACUUCCAAGAGAACCUUGACCAGUGGGACAUUGAAAGCCUCAGUGCCAUUGCUGGGCAGCUCCUGGGAAUGACCCCCCCAGCUGUAAACUUCACCACUGCUUCUGCGAUCCCUGCACUUGCUGAUGACCCGGACAUGGUGGAGUCACUGCUGCUGGUUGCAAAGGAGCCAGUGAGUAGACAUGAUCUCCUGAAACUGGUCAAUAUGAAGAUUCAGAGGAAAAAGAAGACAGAUUGACCUGAUGUUUCCAGGAAAUGCUGCUCCUUGGAGCUGCCAUAAGCUACUGCACACUAAGCCACUGGAAACAAGUCUGUACUGAGCUUUUAGAUUUCUAAAAGCUUUAUUAGGCUUUAUGAAUGUUUAGACGGGCAUGUGAAGGUUCAAUGUGUCAGGUAUUCAACAGGGAAUAAC